Molecule: messenger RNA, 2627 nt
Organism: Lontra canadensis (Northern American river otter)
Lineage: Eukaryota; Metazoa; Chordata; Mammalia; Carnivora; Mustelidae
Gene: CUNH3orf18
Product: chromosome unknown C3orf18 homolog
Exons: 6
Coding region: 1627-2115 (162 amino acids)
Source: RefSeq, a predicted model, not a curated record
ACUUCUCUGGACUGAGCUACCCCAUUUCAAGCCCAGAGUGGGUGUAGUUCACCAAGAGCCCUCUCAGUAGAGCCCAUCUGAACAGGAAGCCGAGCCCCAGGGAGAGGAACAUCUCGCUCUAGGUCACAAAGCAGUAAAGGGGCGAGCCAGAGUUCAACGCAAGUCCAAAGACUCCCAAUCCAGUGCUCUCCUGGAGCUUCCAGCGUCCGCCUGCAUUUUGGGAGAACGAAUCUAUAUCCGCGGAGGUGGAGCUCCCCCCGAGUUCUGGUGCAGGAAGGGCUUGGCCACCCACGGCCCUCUACCCGACUUCGGCGUAGGCCACGGGUAGUGAGGGGUGGUCUUCAAGAACCGAGACCCUGUGUCCGGCUCCUGCUGGGGGCGGAGCCAGAUCCAGCGACAGGCGAGCGGGCCAGUGCCGGGCAGGCUGUGGGCCUGACAGCCAAUCGGGAGCCGGGGGCGCGGGGAGCGGGCAGGGAGGCGAGGCACUGGAGCGUGGGGGACCCGCGGGGCUACUCGCCUCCGCCCCACCCCUGCGGUGGGUCCAGGCCCUGCCUGUCCCGGCCCCUGCUGCCUGAGCCGGCGCUCGCGGCUGCAGGCGGUAAACUGUAGCGGGCCCAGCCCGCGGCUCCGGGCGCCCUCGGAGGGCGGACCUGGGGUCGGACCCGCUGCCCCCCGCCCUGGCCUCCUGCCGAUCGCCACCACCCUUAGCCUCUCCGGCUGAGCUCGGCGCCCCAGAGAGGAUUAAGUAAGUGCUGAGGUCGCAGCUUCUGUGCAAGAAUGGAGGAAUCACCGAGUCGCAGAGGCGGGGAUGGGGGUUGGAGCAGGGAGGACUGAGGAACCUGGCAGAGAACGGUAUGCGGGUUCUCCGGAGGUCGCGGUGCCAACCCAUCUCACCCGUUUCCUUCUCUUGCCCUUUGGACUCUCUGGCAGUCCCAGGCAAUGAUGAGCAGGGCCUUUUCUCUGCUUUGGACCGAGGAGUAAACAGAGCCCAGAGCAAGAGUUAAGGGUCUGGUCCAAGGUCAUGUCUGGGGUCAGAGGCAGAGCCACGGAAGAACCUGGGACUGCUGACGCCUUCAUCCUAGCUAGGGAGAGAGAGGGCAGAGAAGGAUGAGCCCCUAUAUCCCUCUGCCAACCUUGCCCCUUCCUAAGGAGCCAUCAGUGUGUACACGCCUCACACACACCCAUGCACCUGCAUGGGGAGAUACCCCACAUAACAUCCAUUGGCUAGCACAGGGAUGUAUGUGUGCAGCCAUGAGCCGUGUCCCCCCCUCUCCCUAGGCCCGGUCUUCUGCAGUGUCUCUGGGACCCCUUCCCACCUUGCCUUACUCAGGGCCUCUGGCCUGGGAAGGGAUUCAGAAGAACUGAGAUCCAAAGAGGUGGAGUGACGUGCCAAGGGUCAUCUGACUCUUGGGCCAGUGUAUCCCUCCAGGAAAGGAAAAAGCUACAGUAUUUUUUUGCCCUCCAAGCAGGAGCACACAGGGCACCAGGGAGCUCCCUUUCUCCCUGGAGGUGGCAACCAGAAAGUAUAGCAGGGGCCACGGGCUGGGACACUGCUGAUGUCAGGAGCAAGUUUGCAGGCCGAGUGACCACAGGCAACCUCUCAGCCAGGGCCCUCUCACCAUCGGCAUGGACUCCAGGAUUCCGCCUGCCGGGGGCUGGCUCAGCAGCCGCCCACCCACGUCGGAGCCUGACCUGGAGCCUGCCCCAGAGGGGCCAGCCUCCGAGACCACCACUCUCAGUACAGAAGCCACCAACUUUAAUGACACCAGAAUCCCUGAUGUGGCUGGUGGCACAGCUGGUGUGGGCACCAUGCUUCUGUCCUUUGGGAUCAUCACAGUGAUUGGCCUGGCUGUGGCCGUGGUUUUGUACAUCAGAAAGAAGAAGAGGCUGGAGAAGCUCCGCCACCAGCUCAUGCCCAUGUACAACUUCGACCCCACGGAGGAGCAGGAUGAACUGGAGCAGGAGCUGCUGGAGCACGGGCGGGACGCUGCCUCCGUGCAGGCCGCUGCCUCUGCACAGGCCGCACAGGGCAAGACCACGCUCCCCUCUCAGGGCCCACUGCAGAGGCCCAGCCGGCUGGUGUUCACUGACGUAGCCAAUGCCAUCCAUGCGUGAGUGGCCCGAGGACCAGCCUGGAUCUCUGAUGAAGACAUCUGCUAUCGUGCCCCUCGAGCUGCCUGCUCCAUGAUUGUUAAGACCCACUCUCAGGACCUGCCCUGCUGAGGCCCAGCUGUUCCAAGGACCCACCUGCUGGCUCUCCAGGCUCUUAGAGAGGGCCCUGGCUAGGCUGGACAUCUGGCUACUGAGGUCUCCCGAUCUGAGGGCUCUGGCAAAGGGGACAGCCCUCCUGUCAGGAAGGUUGAGAGCCACUGCUGGCUUGCUUGUGUCCUGCCCAGACCCCUCACCCCAUGGUCUGCUCCUCUAAUGUGGAGGAUGUGGGGGGAGACAUGGGAUAGGAGGGGAGGUGGAGGAGAGUAGGGAGGGGCUCCCCUUUGUCAGGGAGAGACCUGUCUUUGGAAUCCGCAGCGUCUUCUAGAAUAGGGAGGGGCAAUCAACCAGGUCUUGGGGACAGGGUGUGGUGACACCCAGGGAGAAGCCUAGGGAUGAACCAGUACUGCCUGGUGGGA